AUGUCAGACCUCCCAUUGGACCUGCUCCUUAAGAUCCUUUUACUUCUGCAGCCCAAGGAUAUGAUCCGAUGCAUGUGUGUUUCCAAAGUUUGGAAUUCUUCUAUCCGCAACCAGCGGUUCAUCACCAUCAAAUCCAACUUUUGUCGCACCAUUAUACUUAAUCUGUAUGAUCCCAUGCAUUUCUUGUCGUUGCCUUUGUACGACAAUGAGACGUUGGGGACUGCGGUGAAAAUUGCACGGCCGCCGUUGGAACAAUCUUGUGAUAGCAUAUUGGGCUACUCUAAUGGCUUGUUAUGCAUUGAACACACCUAUGACAACAAUAGAGCUUUUGCUUUGUGGAACCCGUCCAUUCAAAAGUUCAAGAUGAUUCCUUGUACAACCACCUCUGAGCCGCACCACCAGCAGCCAUCGGAGAUGAACGACAAACUGAAGAAGCAAGGGCACUGUGGAUUCGGGUAUGAUUCAGCUAAUGAUGAAUAUAAACUUGUGGAAAUUGUGGAGUUUUGUAGUAUAGAUAAACGGCGUUCCACUAGAUCUGUUUGUGGAAAUUGUGUAUACGAGGAUAGGGUUGUUGCUAGUUAUGAAGUGAAUGUUUAUAGCCUGAAAUCCAACGCGUGGAAAAGGAUCCAAAGCAUGCCUCCUCGCAAUGGCUUUCGACUUCCUCCAUUACAAUCAGUGGCCGUGUGUUUGAACAGUGCCUUAAGUUGGAAGAUGGAUUGCCAUUUAGAUGACGAUCGUCCAGGCAUGAUUCUAACUCUUGAUCUUGCCAGUGAGAAAUAUCGCGAGUUUCCCAUCCCAAUCCGUGGGCACGAGGAUGAGAUUUCUUUGGGUUUGCUGGGAGGCUAUUUAUGUAUUUGUCAUCGUAAUUUUGAGGUUUCAGACUUUCAAAUUGAUGUUUGGAUUAUGAAGGAAUAUGGAGUGACGGGAUCUUGGAACCUGCUUUGUUCUGUUGAGAAGUCUGUUGACUCCCACAUCAAACCUUUGGUAUUUUCCAAGAAUGGCGACAUGGUACUUUUUGAGAUGGACUGUGACCAGCUUGUUUGGUUUGAUUUAGAGAAAAACAGUGCGAAAGUUGAAUUCUGUCGUAAGCCCGAUGACUUUGAGGUAAUUGUUUUUGAAGGUGGGGGCUCGGGGAGCCUUUGUGUUCUUCUUGAUGGUGAUCCUGUAAUUGUUGGGAGGCAGCAACAACUGUGUUCGACCUCUGAGAAAGAAGAAACUUUCAAUAUUGAAGGUGUUCCAUCACAUAUGCUAGCAUUGGUUAUAGUCAGUUUGUUAGUUACAAACUUUGAUUCAACUAAAUGUAUAUUGCCUUGCGGACUUUGA
Molecule: messenger RNA, 1323 nt
Organism: Pyrus x bretschneideri (Chinese white pear)
Lineage: Eukaryota; Viridiplantae; Streptophyta; Magnoliopsida; Rosales; Rosaceae
Product: F-box protein CPR1-like
Exons: 2
Coding region: 1-1323 (440 amino acids)
Molecular function (GO): protein binding
Source: RefSeq, a predicted model, not a curated record